AGGAAACGGGAGGGCGCCGGCCGGACGGCGGCAGGCGCGGAGGCGUUGGUCCGGGCGGGCUGUGCAGCCUCUAGCGGGGACGGUCCGAGGACUACAUCUCCCAGGCUGCUCUGGGCGGCCCUGCGUCGUAACCCCGGCGCGCACGGAGGCGGUGACUCUUACCUCACAAAGGUAGCUCCUCCGCCGGCAGCAACUCCGCGCCCGCGGUCCAUGGACCGGAACCUCGGGCCGACGGACAGGAACCCGGGCCGCGAUCGUCGCCUCCCCGCCUCAGGCUCCUCCUCCUCGCUCUCCGCCGCCUCCGCCGGACUCCCGCAGGUCCCGCACCGCCGCCGCCAGGCUAGCGGAGCUGCCCCGGGAAGCUGGGUGACGGGUUCGCGGCUGCCGCCGGACUGCGGCCUACUCCGCCGCAUCUCAGUGCUAUUGUCCCUGGGCCUGGCCUUGAGCGGGUCCACUGGGGAAGGCCGAGUGCGCCGGCUCCGCGGAAGAUGCCGGACCAAGCCCUACAGCAGAUGCUGGACAGAAGUUGCUGGGUUUGUUUUGCUACUGAUGAAGAUGAUAGAACAGCUGAAUGGGUGAGACCAUGCAGGUGCAGAGGAUCUACAAAAUGGGUUCACCAGGCCUGUCUACAACGCUGGGUGGAUGAAAAGCAAAGAGGAAACAGUACAGCCAGAGUGGCAUGUCCUCAGUGCAAUGCUGAAUACCUAAUAGUUUUUCCAAAAUUGGGUCCAGUGGUUUACGUCUUGGAUCUUGCAGAUAGACUGAUCUCAAAAGCCUGUCCAUUUGCUGCAGCAGGAAUAAUGGUCGGCUCUAUCUAUUGGACAGCUGUGACUUAUGGAGCAGUGACAGUGAUGCAGGUUGUAGGUCAUAAAGAAGGUCUGGAUGUUAUGGAGAGAGCUGAUCCUUUAUUCCUUUUAAUUGGACUUCCUACUAUUCCUGUCAUGCUGAUAUUAGGCAAGAUGAUUCGCUGGGAGGACUAUGUGCUUAGACUGUGGCGCAAAUACUCAAAUAAACUACAAAUUUUAAAUAGUAUAUUUCCAGGGAUAGGUUGUCCUGUUCCUCGAAUUCCAGCUGAGGCCAAUCCUUUAGCGGAUCAUGUUUCUGCUACUCGAAUCUUGUGUGGAGCCCUUGUCUUUCCUACUAUUGCUACAAUAGUUGGUAAAUUGAUGUUCAGUAGUGUUAACUCUAAUUUACAAAGGACAAUCUUGGGUGGAAUUGCGUUUGUUGCCAUAAAAGGAGCAUUUAAAGUUUACUUCAAACAGCAGCAAUAUUUACGACAGGCACACCGCAAAAUUCUGAAUUAUCCAGAACAAGAAGAAGCAUAAAACUGACUUCUGGUUGUUCUGCAGUUCUCUCAUCCUUAUGAAUCUGUUGUGUUGUUUUGAUUCCAUCAUUAAUGCACUUGUGGAGACUUGUGAUAAGCUGCUGCUCCUAUAUUUUUUAAGAAAUAAAGCACUUAGGGCAGGGGAAAUCAUCUCGGUAAUCACGGAACCUAAGAAUGUGAUUUGUUUUCAUUGUUUGUAUGUACUACUUUUAUGGCAGUCAUAUGAACCAUUAUCUUAGCAUGGUAAACCUGGGUUUUGUUCAUAUUUUCUCCAGACAGAAAUGCAAAGAUCAAACUGUGCAAAUAUUAAAAAAAUGCACAUGCUGUUUUAUUCAAAUGCCUCUUUUGUACAUGUUCAUGUUUAGUGUUUUCUCAGAAUCAGCAACUCAAGGUACUAUGAGGAUUUUUCUCACUGACAUAAUUUGAUUACAUACUAAAUAAGAGGAUAUGUUAAUAUGAGGAAAUGUAAAUUAAAUUAGUUAUAAAUAAAUAACCAAAAAUGUAUGUAAACAUUCAAAUGAUUAUCUGAACAAAUGAGAUUUUGUGGUGUUUUCUUUAACCCAUGUGAUGUCCUCCAAAAUGUGUAGGGUAAAAAUUCACAGGGCUUCCAGAUCACUUUUUCAAUAUUAAAUUUUAUUUACAUAAUGUUGACAUCUCAUACUUCAUGAAGUAAUUUUGACUCAUGCAGUCGUGUGUGUGUGUGUGUGUGUGUGUGUGUGUGUUUGUGUGUUUCAGUGUUUCAGUGUUUCAUCAGGUCCUUCCAUCUCUGGGAGUUUUUUCAACCCAUAUUUCUAGAAAUUACAGCUGCCAGUUUAUAGUAGUUUGAGCAGAGGAUGAUUUGCAAAAAUAAAAAUAAAGUUAUUUUACUCUCCUCUUUCAUUGAUUCAGUUAUUGAGAUAUUGGUUGAUCACCUCCUAUUUCCCAGGCACUGUGCAGAGUGCUGUAGGACAUAGUGGUGAACAAGACAGACUUGGUCCAAGCUCUUACAGAGUUGACAGUCUAGUUUCAGCACAUAGAAAACCAGCAGUGAAUAAACCAAGGUGAGGCCUUGAGCUCUUUGUUUUUAUAUUAAUGAGGAGAAAAGUAUGAAAACAAGAAGUCUUAAGUAAAUAUUGAGGUCAUUGUUUUUGGCUUAAGUUUAUUAUAGAAAACCAACACUAACGUUUUUAGAUUUUAAUUGUUGUCCUAUUGAUGAGGCUAGCACCUUAAUCACUGUUUAGUUUUGUAUUCAUUUUUAAAAGCAAUUAUUUAAGCCAUUUUCAAUAGAUUGGUCAUUUUAAUGUUCAGCAACCUGAAUGGUUAUUUUUGUUAAUUAAAAUUAAAUUUUUAAGAGAUAUUUUCAAAACCCUAUUUAUUUUCUUGUUCACAGUAAUGCAUGUCAAUAAUAAAUGUUUCCCCUUACUGAUAAGUGGCCACUUUAGGAGUGUAGCAAAUAUAGAUUGAGCUAUGUUAGUUUGCAAUAAUAUAUGUUAACUUUAGUAAUUAAAGACUGGUUUCUAUAGUAUGAAUGUCUUAAUUUUGAGUUACAUGAUGUUUAUUUGAAUGACUGUUGAACAUUCAAAUUUGUAUUAUUUGGAGAUGAAGAGAAGAUUUGAUUAACAGUGAGCCUUAUUAAGAACACUACUACAGUUCUGAAGGGGAAAUAUAACAUCUAUGAUUAUAUAUUUUAAAAACUUAGAUUAUAGGCUGUAAUUAUAAAAUAUAUUGGCUUUUGUUUUCAAUGUGAAAAGAUACAUUAAAUGGACAUAUAUCUUGCAAAAUUUUGUUGUAUAGAACAGUUUUUAGGCAGCCUUUACUAAAGUUGUGCAAACACACAGUUCCCCAUUUACUACUUUAAUGCCCUUGACAGGGAGUAGCUGCUUGGGUUUAUAGGUAUUAGGGCUCAUGAAGGCCGGGGAACAACUCUAAUCCUUUUGGGGCAGGAGGGAGGGUUUUUUUAGGGUUGUGGGGAGGGAACUGCAAGUGCCUGAGGACCAGAGUGGCCUCUAGCCCCAAAUUGAACACUUUUAAACCUAAAGAGCCUUAUUAUUAUUAGCUCGAGAAAUACCACAUGCCAGUCUUUCCAGGAAGGUGACCUGCCUGACCAUGAAGCAACAAAAGAGCAUAGGCAGACUUAAAGUUGGAUAGACCUGGGUUCAAAUCAUAGUUCAGCUUUCAAUAACUGUAUGUAUGAUUUUGGCUAAAGGAUUUGACUUUCUCUCAACUGCAGUUUUCUUAAUCUUUGAAAUGCAAGUAAUGUUUAUCUCAGAAGACUAUUUCUAGGAUUAACUGAGAGAUUAAAGGAACAGCAGCACUUAGGCUCAAAAUUGCCGCUACAAAGCAGUAGUUGUUUCUUAAUUGCUAAGUAAGCUGUUUGCACUCUAGGAAAAGUAAAUGAAGAGGUAAAAGAAAGGCAUUGGGGACAAAUGAAAGAGAUGAUGUAGAUUUUUCGGAUGGGUGGAUAUAUUUUAUUUUCCAGUUUAUUUUCAUAUUUCUUUACUGUGUUAUUUCUAGAAACUUUAAUGUUUUAAACCUCUUUUAUAAAAUUCAAUGAUGACUACUAGAAUUCUAUUCUUUUCAAAAGUUAACUUAUCUCCAAAGUGGCUGAAAAUAUUGUUUACCAUUACAUGAUUAUGAAAUGACUGUGAAGAAUAUAAAAUUAAACUUAGUGACUUAAUUAGUCACUGCCUUGCUAACUUUGCUGUAAUUUUUUUUAAACGUCUUGUUUUUAAUAUAGCAAACUAUCUCAAUACUGGCUGGAUUAGGUUAAAUAAAGAAUUUUUAUGUUC
Messenger RNA from Gorilla gorilla gorilla (western lowland gorilla), 4092 nucleotides. It is a transcript of the gene MARCHF5, whose product is annotated as membrane associated ring-CH-type finger 5. NCBI's taxonomy places the organism in Eukaryota, Metazoa, Chordata, Mammalia, Primates, Hominidae. The transcript has 6 exons. Gene Ontology annotation, molecular function: zinc ion binding. The record is from RefSeq and is a predicted model, not a curated record. Bases 489 to 1325 code for a protein of 278 amino acids.